Molecule: messenger RNA, 531 nt
Organism: Onychomys torridus (southern grasshopper mouse)
Lineage: Eukaryota; Metazoa; Chordata; Mammalia; Rodentia; Cricetidae
Product: late cornified envelope protein 1D-like
Exons: 3
Biological process (GO): epidermis development
Source: RefSeq, a predicted model, not a curated record
AUGUCCUGCCAGCAGAGCCAGCAGCAGUGCCAGCCCCCUCCCAAGUGUUGUCCUCCCAAGUGCCCCCCUGUGUCUUCCUGCUGUAGCCUGGGCUCUGGGGGCUGCUGUGGCUCCAGCUCUGGGGGAGGCUGUGGCUCCAGUUCUGGGGGCUGCUGCAGCUCUGGGGGUGGUGGCUGCUGCCUGAGCCACCACAGGCCCCGCAGAUCUCUCCGUCGCCAUCGUCACAGUUCUGGAUGCUGCAGCAGUGGUGGCAGCAGUGGCUGCUGUGGCAGCAGUGGUGGCAGCAGUGGCUGCUGUAGCAGCAGUGGCUGCUGUGGCAGCAGUGGAGGCAGCAGCUGUGGCAGUAGCUGCUGUGGCUCCAGCUCUGGGGGAGGCUGUGGCUCCAGUUCUGGGGGCUGCUGCAGCUCUGGGGGUGGUGGUUGCUGCCUGAGCCACCACAGGCCCCGCAGAUCUCUCCGACACAGACAUCAGAGCUCUGGAUGCUGCAGCAGUGGUGGCAGCAGUGGCUGCUGUGGCAGCAGUGGAGGCAGC